AUGGAAGCUUUCAUGGCUUACGUUACACGUCAACGACGACCGUUCGAGUAUGAGCUUAUCCAGAUUGUACUGAAAGGACCUCGUCUUUCACAAUAUGAUGUAUUUUAUCGUUUAUCAUUUGCAUUACGUAUUUCAUUCGUCGAAAAAACUGUUAUUAAUAAAGCAGCGUCUCCCAUAGUAAAGCUUACAACAUCAACGUCGCCAUCCGUGAAAACGAUCGACGAAAAAUGGCUUCAUCCGGAUAUGACCAUGGACAAAAUUCAAAAAACAUAUGGAUCAGUCAGUGAAUUAAAAUUUGAAUUGCGUUUGAGAUAUUUUCCGCAACCCAUAGAAGCAAUAAUCCAUGAUAAAGCAACAUUUGCGUAUUUUUAUGAACAAUUACGCAUUGAUUAUCUACGAACAAAGUCGGAUCAUGGCACAACAAACGACGCCAUCGAACUUGGUUGUCUCGAAAUAAGAAAAUUAUUCAAAGAUUUAAAUCCUACCGCAUUAGAUAAGAAAAUAAAUAUUGAUUAUUUAGAAAAAGAAAUUGGAUUAAGAAAAUUUUUUCCGGAAUCAGUUCUUAAUUCUUACAAGCCUAGAUUAUUUCGUAAAUGUAUUAAAACUUGUUUAAAGAAAUACGAAGGACUUUCAGAAGAAGAAUGUAUGAAACGAUUUUGCUUCUUAUUGAAAGACGUAUGGAAUUAUGAACAAGAAUCUUUUACAUGUAAUCUUGGAGCUGAAUGGACAGUACCAAUUUACCUUAUCAUAGGUCCAAAUGAUGGAAUUAGUUAUCGAACACAAAACUCAACUAAGUCAACAAAAAUGACGUUGUUUGAAAAUAUACUGGCUAUUCUAACAACAAAAUCAACUGGUGACAAUCGUGGUUUAAUGAAAUUGACAAUUGCUGGAUCAGCUGAAGCUUUAACAUUUACUUUUCCAUCGCUGUUGGAUGCAAAUGACGUUGCUAUUUUGAUCGAUGGUUAUUGUAUGUUGAUUAAUAGCAAAACAAUAUCAAUAUGGCGAUCAGUAGACAAUGAAUCAAAUACGUCACGUUCGUGUGUCUCACCUCCACCAUUUUUGGCACCUCAUCCGCUUUUACCAAUAACUUCGUCAGAUCAUUUGAGUAAUAAGAAUAACAAUAGCAACAAUCAGUCAUCAUCUUCGUUUAUUGGACAACAUCACAGUUUUCUCCAGGAAGACGAAGAUGAUGAACUAAAUGGCGAUUAUGCGGCAAUAUUGGCUCCUAGCUAUCAAAUAGAUCGAAAACAAAUUCAGAUGAUCGAAGCACUUGGACACGGUCAAUUUGGCGAAGUUUAUCGUGGUAUUUUGAAGACUGAGCAACAAAUCGAGCUCAAUAUUGCAAUCAAAACGUGUAAAGAACAAGAUUCUUUAACUACCGAAAAAUUUCUUGAAGAAGCUUAUGUAAUGCAAAAAUUUGAUCAUCCACAUAUUAUCAAACUCAUUGGUGUUUGUACAACUCAUCCCGUUCUUCUGAUCAUGGAAUUAGCCAGAUUAGGCGAAUUGCGAUCAUAUUUGGUUGCCAAUCGCAAUGAUUUUGAUGUCAUUACAUUAUUAGUCUAUUGUCAACAACUCAGUUCGUCUCUAUCCUAUUUGGAGACGAAAAAAUUUGUGCACAGAGAUAUUGCUGCAAGAAACGUUCUUGUUUCAAAUCAUGAGUGUGUAAAAUUAUCAGACUUUGGAUUAUCAAGAGAAAUAGAUAACUCUUAUUAUAAAGCUAGCAAAGGAAAGCUAUUACCUGUAAAAUGGAUGUCUCCGGAAUCAAGUGUCUUUUUACAAAUGGCUGUAAUUUUGAUUGUAAAUGUUUUAUAUUGUUUCUCUGAAGGGAUACCAAAUUCGGAUGUCAUUGAUAAAAUAGAAAAUGGUGAAAGAUUACCAAUGCCAAGUCCACAUUGUCCUCCGCAAUUGUUUGAUCUUAUGAAAGAGUGCUGGCGAUACGAACCCUCUAUGAGACCGUCAUUUACACAAAUUGAAGAUAGAUUAAGAUUCAUAUUGAAAACUGAACGUUCAAACGAUAAUUCAUCUGUUCAAUUUAAAGAUCGAAUAUUACAGUCAUGGAGUGCUGAUUUUUUAAUAUUGCAACAUCCACCAUCUUUGGAUACAUCAGUUGUUCCUAUUUCUUCCUCAUCCUCAUCAUCAAUAUUAUUAACACCAACAACUGCAUCUGAAUCUCUAUCCAUUUCUCGCUCACAAUCCCCAUCGUUUCAUUCCGCUUCUUCACCAUCAAAUGACUCAUGUCCACCAAAACCUUCGCGAAUUUUAAAAAAAGAUCAUCUAUUGUUGAACAACAAAAACAGUCAUCCUUUUAACACCUCUGAUACACUACAAUUGGCAGCUUUAUUUUCUAGUAACAAUAAUAGUGGCUCUAAAAAUGAUAAUGAUUUACAUUCAAGAUCUAUAAAUAAUUCAUUUGGAAAUUUGUCAUCAUUGCGACGUUAUCAAACAAUGAACUCUCGUACUGGAAAUUCAUAUUUAAAACAAAUAAAUAAAGAAACAGCAUCACGAAGUUAUAUUGCUGAAAAUUUAAUCGAUUUAUUUCAUUCACAAACAAAACAAAUUAUCAGUACCGUAUUAACGUUAACACGUCAAGGAGACAGUGAUGAAACACAUGACAAACAACAAUUACAAGCAACAAAAGUCUAUGAUGAUAAAGAACAAAUGAUGCUUGUUAAAAAUAUAGCCAUUGCUGUUAGAGAUCUUUUACAAACGCUAGAUUAUGCACCAAGAGAAGUCAAAGAAAUGUCUGAACAACGUUAUAACCAUUUCUCAAAUUUGGUUGUAUCAUUAAUUGAAUCUGUUAGACAACGAGAAUAUCAAAAAAUGACUGAUUUUGCUGUUGAUAUUGCUAAAACAGCGAAAAAAUUAUUUGAUGAUAUUCUAUGUGUACUCAAAUUAAUCAAAUUAUCAUCGGCAGAAUAA
This is a messenger RNA of Didymodactylos carnosus, 2919 nucleotides long. Lineage: Eukaryota; Metazoa; Rotifera; Eurotatoria; Philodinida; Philodinidae. The record is from the annotation of a GenBank genome assembly.